Emiliania huxleyi CCMP1516 is the source of this 543-nucleotide messenger RNA. RefSeq lists its product as hypothetical. The transcript is spliced from 2 exons. The record is from RefSeq and is a predicted model, not a curated record. Lineage: Eukaryota; Haptophyta; Isochrysidales; Noelaerhabdaceae. Gene Ontology annotation, cellular component: cytoplasm. Bases 1 to 543 code for a protein of 180 amino acids.
AUGUGCGCAUUGCUCCUCCUCGCUCCGCUCCUCUCCGGCCUCGUGGCGAGUGCACGAGUCAAAGACCAGCGCAUCCCGGUGACCGUGCUCACCGGCUUCCUCGGCAGUGGUAAGACGACCCUGCUCAACCACCUCCUCACGAAACAGCACGGCAAGCGGCUCGCUGUGAUCGAGAACGAGUUCGGAGAGGCGCGCGCACACGCCUGGUCGCUGAAGCCAGCGGGCGCCGAGCCCGCACGUGGAUUCACCGCGCUUGCCUCCCUCUCACCCAAGGUUGGCAUCGACGACGCGCUGCUUGGGAAGAACGCCCGCGAGGAGGCUGAGCCUGAGAUCAUCGAGAUGAUGAACGGCUGCAUCUGCUGCACCGUCCGGCAGGACCUCAUCGUCGUGCUCAAGCGGAUCUCGGAGAGGGUGAACUCCGGAAAGCUCAACAUCGACGCCGUCGUGAUCGAGACGACGGGGAUGGCGGACCCUGCGCCGGUCGCCCAGACCUUCUUUGUCGACGAGUCGGUGCAGGAGUGCUUUCGGCUCGACGGGACGUGA